Molecule: messenger RNA, 1695 nt
Organism: Sodiomyces alkalinus F11
Lineage: Eukaryota; Fungi; Ascomycota; Sordariomycetes; Glomerellales; Plectosphaerellaceae
Product: high-affinity glucose transporter SNF3
Exons: 3
Coding region: 1-1695 (564 amino acids)
Biological process (GO): transmembrane transport; carbohydrate transport
Cellular component (GO): membrane
Molecular function (GO): carbohydrate:proton symporter activity
Source: RefSeq, a predicted model, not a curated record
AUGUCUUUGACAGAGAAGGAGACGAUCGCCGCCGAGGGCACCGAGCGCAUCAUCGCCCUCCAGGCUGCCCAGGAUGUUGAGCGCAUCGAAGCUCCCGUCACCUGGAAGGCCUACCUCAUGUGCGCCUUCGCCGCCUUUGGAGGUAUCUUCUUCGGCUACGACUCGGGUUACAUCAACGGCGUGCUCGGUUCUCAGAUCUUUAUCCAGGCCGUCGAAGGUGCCGACGCGACUUCCAUGAGCGACUCGAACCAGUCGCUCAUCGUCUCCAUGCUCUCUCUCGGUACUUUCAUCGGUGCCAUCAUUGCCGGCGACGUCGCCGACUGGAUCGGCCGCAAGUGGACCGUCAUUCUGGGCUGCUUCAUCUACAUGGUCGGUGUGGUUAUUCAGAUGAUCACCGACGGGGGCGCUUCCCUGGGCCUCAUCACCUCCGGCCGUGCCAUCGCCGGCCUUGGUGUUGGUUUCGAGUCGGCCAUUGUCAUUCUGUACAUGUCGGAGAUUUGCCCGCGUAAGGUCCGUGGUGCCCUGGUCGCCGGUUACCAAUUCUGCAUCACCAUCGGUCUCCUGCUGGCCUCUGUCGUCGUCUACGCCACCAGGGACAGGACCGACACCGGCGCGUACCGCAUUCCCAUCGCCAUUCAGUUCCCCUGGGCUCUCAUCCUCGGCGGUGGUCUCCUCCUCCUCCCGGAUUCGCCUCGUUAUUUCGUCAAGAAGGGCAGGGUCGCCAAGGCGGCUGAAGCGCUCUCCCGCGUUCGUGGCCAGCCCAAGGAUUCGGAGUACAUUCAAGCCGAGCUUGCCGAGAUCGUCGCCAACGAGGAGUAUGAGCGUGCUCUCGUGCCGUCCACCACCUGGGCUGGUAGCUGGAUGAACUGCUUCCGCGGCAGCCUUUGGAAGUCCAACUCGAACCUCCGCAAGACCAUCCUCGGUACCUCUCUGCAGAUGAUGCAGCAAUGGACUGGUGUCAACUUCAUCUUCUACUACUCGACUCCUUUCCUUCAGUCGACCGGCGCCAUCGAGGACGAGUUCCUUACGUCCCUCAUCUUCACCCUGGUCAACGUCUUGUCGACUCCCCUCUCGUUCUGGACUGUCGAGCGCUUCGGUCGCCGGACCAUCCUGAUUAUCGGCGCAUUCGGCAUGUUGGUGUGCCAGUUCAUCGUUGCCAUCGUCGGUGUCACCGUCGGCUUCAACCACACCCACCCGGACCCCUCGUCGGAUGACCCGAAUGCCCGCAUGGCCAACAACAUUUCGGCCGUCAACGCGCAGAUCGCCUUCAUCGCCAUCUUCAUCUUCUUCUUCGCCUCCACCUGGGGUCCCGGCGCGUGGAUCGUCAUCGGCGAGAUCUUCCCGCUGCCCAUUCGUUCGCGUGGUGUCGCUCUCUCCACCGCGUCCAACUGGCUCUGGAACACCAUCAUCGCCCUCAUCACCCCUUACAUGGUCGGCACUAACCGUGGCAACAUGAGGUCGUCCGUCUUCUUCGUCUGGGGCGGCCUGUGCACGUGCGCCUUCGUCUACUCGUACUUCCUCGUCCCGGAGACCAAGGGUCUGUCGCUAGAGCAGGUCGACAGGAUGAUGGAGGAGACUUCCCCUCGCACGUCGGCGAAGUGGAAGCCGCACACCACUUUCGCGGGCGAGAGGGCUCACGAUGGUGUCUUGGAGCACAAGGUGGAGAAUAACGGGGCCGCUGACUCUGCCGCCUAA